Molecule: messenger RNA, 556 nt
Organism: Lactuca sativa (garden lettuce)
Lineage: Eukaryota; Viridiplantae; Streptophyta; Magnoliopsida; Asterales; Asteraceae
Gene: ACBP6
Product: acyl-CoA-binding protein 6
Biological process (GO): fatty acid metabolic process
Molecular function (GO): fatty-acyl-CoA binding
Source: RefSeq, a predicted model, not a curated record
AUUUCAAUCUUCAGGGCAUUUUUCUUGAUCUCUCCGCCGGAGUCCUUUUCUUGCUAUAAAUGGAGUCCCACCAGUCAUCAUGCUUCACACACACACAUCGCCACCGUCACUAGCGACUGAGUCAGUGAUUUUUUUCUUGAAGAUAUGGGUUUGAAGGAGGACUUUGAGGAGCACGCUGAGAAGGCAAAGACUCUCCCUGAGAGCACCACCAAUGAGGACAAGCUCAUACUGUACGGAUUGUUCAAGCAAGCCACAGUGGGACCAGUCAACACUAGUCGUCCGGGCAUGUUCAACAUGAGAGACAGGGCUAAAUGGGAUGCUUGGAAGGCUGUUGAAGCAAAAUCCAAGGAUGAAGCAAUGAAUGACUACAUCACCAAGGUGAAACAAUUGCUUGAAGCUGCAACUGCUUGAAUUUGUUGAGCAUAGAUGCCUAAUUAUAUAUAUGGGUUUAUGAAGAAGAAUUAUGUUUUAAUUGUUGGUGAUUUCUGUCUUGUGUGUCUCCAGACUCCACUUAUGGAAAUGGUAUCUUAAUCAGACAUUAAACUGUUGGAUUUUA